Molecule: messenger RNA, 2232 nt
Organism: Alternaria alternata
Lineage: Eukaryota; Fungi; Ascomycota; Dothideomycetes; Pleosporales; Pleosporaceae
Exons: 1
Coding region: 1-2232 (743 amino acids)
Source: RefSeq, a predicted model, not a curated record
AUGGCGGCUCAUCAGCAAGCGCAGUACCAAGCUCAGGUACCUCAACACCAAACCGUUGGCCAACAGCGCCAAGUCCCGACUGGACAACAGCAACAGCAGGCCUUUGGACAGGCUCAGCAAAGGCCAGCGCAAUCUCAGCAACACCCUCUGAAUCCAUACGCCAACUACGACCCUCAAUUAGCAUCUUUCAUCUUGGAGAAACCGAAACAUGCUACUUCCUGGGAGGAUGCCGAGCCCGAGAGACAACAUGUUGCACUUCAAGAGCUCCAGAGUGAGCUUCACAAGUUCCGUCGAAACCAUGGCAACGUCAAGAAGAACAUGAAUGACAUUCCCUCCCCAAAUUGUCGCCGGAUCAUCAACGAGCUCGUCGAGGACCAGAACGUUGAACUCGCGAAGUACAAUCGUUCGAUCCAGUAUAGGAUCGCAAGCGUUGUCAACAAAUGGCGAUCAGUCAACCGUCGCGAACGUCAGCUCGUGCGUGUAGACAUCAUACUGGAGACCGAACCUUCCGGAUUUCAAGAGCCUAUGCAAGCGAAGAUCAUGGUUCCAGGUGGCCCUCAAGAUCCGAACAAGGUCAAGCAGGUGAAUCCUCAGAACCAACAUUUCCCGAACCAACCCAACCCUGGCCAGAACGCGGGCCAGCAACAGCAGCAAAGACCUGCGCAGCAGCAGCAGCAUCAUCAUCAUCAACAACAGCCACAGCAGCAUCCAGGUCAUGGCAACAUCAACCAAGGGCCCAUCCCUGGAAAUCCACCUCCGCCUCCGCCACCCCCAGGUGUGCUACACGAUAUGGGCGGGCCUCCGCACCCACCCGUCAAUGGCGGAGGUCGACCCAUGCCAGGGCCCAUGCAACACCCACAGCCCCAUCAUCCGCCCAAUGGUCAACAUCCUAUGCCUGGGACGUUUCCAGAACAAUUGCCAAUGCCACCGCAUCAUAUGAGGCACAAUCAAGGCCGGCCAAUAGAGGUGCUGAACCCUAAUCACCAUCGACAUCAGAAGCCAAGACGCAAAAACCAUCGCGAUACUUCCAGCUCGUCGUCUGAUAGUGAAUCUUCGUGGGAAGAUGAGUCUGAGGACUCCAGCUUUGUCAACAUCGAGCACGAUGAUCAUAUCGAUGCUGGUCGACGCGAACGUGGACGUCAGCGACACUUCAAGAAGCCGAAGAAGAGCCAGAAACACCGAUCACUCAGCAAAGCUAGAGGUCUUAGUCGCAGUCGUAGUCGGAGCCGAAGUCGUGCACGUAGAAACAAUGUCGACCCUUAUUCUCCAAAAGUUACCCGCCGACGCCGAGCCUCUGAUCUAAUUGAUGAUCCUCGCAAUGGUAGACUCAGUCCAGAGUCUUUCACUACCGACUCUUCUCGGGGCUCUCACAACAAGAUUUCAGGUCACAUACCACCUGUUCACAUCCACCUGAACACCAAUAACGUUGUGGAAGACCGUACACGCAACGGUAAUGCUCCACCAAAUGACCUUUACAAUGGAAAGAGGAAGUCAGGAAAGCAAUACACUGCACAUGGCAUGGCUCGUGAGAGCUCCAGCUCAUCGUUGGAACGUGGAAGUGGGACCGAGUCUAUGAAUACUACAUCUGCCCACACAGCGGAUGACGGUGUCUGGGACAGGCCUAUCCGUCGCCGCCCUUCCUUCAAGCAUGUGCAUAGUCGCCGUAAGUCGCCUUAUAGAGGCAAACCACAAACUGUGCUCGAUCAGCCGCACCCCAGCCACAUCUACGAUGAUGAGAUCGACCACCGUGGGGCACAGAAGAUCAGGUAUCCCGACGAGCUCGUAGACGACUAUCCACAUCCCCGCAGCCCUCGCGUACACAUGCGCGAGCCCGAAUCAUACUUCGAUGACCAUGCAGCGCAUGCUAUCCGUCCUAACAUGCACCACCGUCGUGCCACCAUGGCCAACCUACCUAACGCCCAUAACCCCUUUGCGCAAACGCACUUCCCACCCAAACCACUUCGCGCCUCGUCAUACCUUGCGGACAGACAUGGAUCAGGAUACAGCUUUCCUCAGCAACGGGCGCUCACAGACCGAGAGGAGCCAGAUGAGCGGUUUGGGCUGAGUGAUAUCCACGCGGCUCUUGAGCAUAUCCAAGAGAAGAAGGAUAUGAGAUAUUCGAUGAGGCGGCCGAAUGUAAUGGGUAGGAGGGACUCCGCGCUACCGUAUGAGGAUGAGUGGAAUAUUAGAGUACCUCUAGGUGGUCGUCGUGGAGGCUAUGAGAGGUACUAG